Messenger RNA from Jaculus jaculus (lesser Egyptian jerboa), 2281 nucleotides. RefSeq names its product G protein subunit alpha i3 (gene Gnai3). Bases 76 to 1140 code for a protein of 354 amino acids. NCBI's taxonomy places the organism in Eukaryota, Metazoa, Chordata, Mammalia, Rodentia, Dipodidae. Gene Ontology annotation, molecular function: G protein-coupled receptor binding; GTPase activity; GTP binding. The record is from RefSeq and is a predicted model, not a curated record. Gene Ontology annotation, biological process: adenylate cyclase-modulating G protein-coupled receptor signaling pathway. The transcript has 9 exons. Gene Ontology annotation, cellular component: heterotrimeric G-protein complex.
CCGCACUUCCCUGCGGUUGCGAGCCAGCGAGCGAGCGAGCGAGGCCGGGCCCGGCUCCCCUCUCCCGCCGCCGCCAUGGGCUGCACGCUGAGCGCCGAGGACAAGGCGGCGGUGGAGCGGAGCAAGAUGAUCGACCGCAACCUGCGCGAGGACGGGGAGAAAGCGGCCAAAGAAGUGAAGCUCCUGCUGCUCGGUGCUGGAGAAUCUGGUAAAAGCACCAUUGUGAAACAGAUGAAAAUCAUUCAUGAAGAUGGCUAUUCAGAAGAAGAAUGCAAGCAGUAUAAAGUAGUUGUCUACAGCAACACUAUUCAGUCCAUCAUUGCCAUCAUAAGAGCCAUGGGACGGUUGAAGAUCGAUUUUGGGGAAGCUGCCAGAGCAGACGAUGCGCGACAGUUGUUUGUUUUAGCUGGCAGUGCUGAAGAAGGAGUCAUGACCUCAGAGCUAGCGGGAGUGAUUAAACGGUUAUGGCGAGAUGGUGGAGUGCAAGCGUGCUUCAGCAGAUCCAGAGAGUAUCAGCUCAAUGAUUCUGCUUCAUAUUACUUAAAUGAUUUGGAUAGAAUAUCCCAAACCAACUACAUUCCCACGCAGCAAGAUGUUCUACGGACAAGAGUGAAGACUACAGGCAUUGUGGAAACACAUUUUACCUUCAAAGAACUAUACUUCAAAAUGUUUGAUGUAGGUGGCCAAAGAUCAGAACGAAAAAAAUGGAUUCACUGUUUUGAGGGAGUGACAGCAAUCAUCUUCUGUGUGGCCCUCAGUGAUUAUGACCUCGUUCUGGCAGAGGAUGAGGAGAUGAACCGAAUGCAUGAAAGCAUGAAACUGUUUGACAGCAUUUGCAACAACAAAUGGUUUACAGACACUUCAAUCAUUCUCUUCCUUAACAAGAAAGACCUUUUUGAGGAAAAAAUAAAGAGGAGUCCAUUAACAAUUUGUUAUCCAGAAUACACAGGUUCCAAUACAUAUGAAGAGGCAGCUGCUUACAUUCAGUGCCAGUUUGAAGAUCUGAAUAGAAGAAAAGAUACCAAGGAGAUCUACACUCACUUUACCUGUGCCACAGACACCAAGAACGUGCAGUUUGUUUUUGAUGCUGUUACAGAUGUCAUCAUUAAAAACAACUUAAAGGAAUGUGGACUUUAUUGAAGAGGGUGGAUGUUAGUAAAAGUUACCGCAGUGUGGAGUGUUGAGACCAGACAUCUUUGGCUGUCACUUGGGGCAGCUACACGCAUGACGGGACCAGGGAGUGGCAGCAGCAUGCAGAAUCUUAGCACUCUAGCACAGUCUUCUGUAUUAGGGAAUGUUUAAUUGACAUGAGACGUUCAAGUCAGGGAUUGGAAUUGGAACAACUGUAAAGUAUGAUUCGUGAAGAUGUCAUUUGGAUUUUAUAAUCUCAAAAGUUUAGGGUAUAUAUGAAGUUGAGGUGCUACAUUCCAGAACUGAAAUAUGUAGCUUUAUUUUUUUCCUAAUUACUGGUAGUUAAUUUCUAAAGUUUUUCUCAAUAAGAGAAGAAAAACUACUAAAUCUUGAGUUGUUUGCAAAAGAAUCUUUAUGAAAACACAAAGUCUUAACUAUGCACAUGAUAUGAUCAGAUCAUUUUGAAAAUAUUCCUCUUAGUAGGAAAUCUUUGUAUGGUCAGAAUAUGGUAUUUCCAUAAUUACUUAUAAUUCUUCCCAAUUAUUGGGGCGAUAAGUACAGCUUUUUUUUAAUGAAAGUUAUAUUACUGUCAUGUUCAGAAUACUAUGAUGGUUUCUAAACAAUAGUUACAUUGGAGAGUUCUGCAAUAAGAUUCUAGCCUCAUUUCUUUAAGGUCAAAGGUAACCUUGUUUAUGCUGAUUACCACAUUACUAGGUAAAUGUUGAUCAAAUCAGCUUCUUGGAUACAGACACACCCUGAACAGCAGUCAAGUGAAAAUGCAACUGGCUAAAUUUCAGACAAACCAAUGACUUUGCUGCUAUCUACUAAAUUGACCACUUUGAUUCUUGCUUGUUUGUCUCAGUCAUAGGGAGUUUUGUACAAAAUGCCCCAUGGUUUCCAUCUUCAUGGCCUUUUUUGUUGAGAGACAUCUACAGUAUAUUAACAGUGCAUGCUUCUGCUUUGUAAGUGUGGUGCCAAAUCCCUGUUUGCCAUUGUUUCUACUGUCACAUGUUAAUUGUACUAGUAAUCCUUAGUCAGUUUUUUCUUUUUCUAAAACUCUUGCAUUUUGGGACUUUUUUCCACUUUGUCAUGUGUACAGAUUUUAAUCUGUUAUAGUUGGCAGCAGUAUUAAAAUGGUGAGUAAAGAGUC